AAGGCCCUUGCUAGUGAUACCAACUCUCCCAGUUUGAACAUGAAGAUCAGUGGGGGCUAUCUACUACUAUUUGCCCUGGCUCCUCUCUGCCUGGCCUCCCGAAUUCCUGGUCAAAAUUUAGGAAAGGAGGACUGCAGCAUUUAUAAGAAGUUUCCACUGUCAGCUAUUCCCUGCCCUGUUACAUACUUCCCCGUGUGUGGUUCUGACUACUUAACUUAUGGAAAUGGAUGUCACCUGUGCAUAGAGAACUUGAAAACAAAUGGAAAAGUGACUUAUCUUCAUGAUGGAACUUGCUAA
Messenger RNA from Dromiciops gliroides (monito del monte), 297 nucleotides. RefSeq names its product serine peptidase inhibitor Kazal type 7 (gene SPINK7). Gene Ontology annotation, molecular function: protein binding. NCBI's taxonomy places the organism in Eukaryota, Metazoa, Chordata, Mammalia, Microbiotheria, Microbiotheriidae. The coding region runs from base 40 to 297 and encodes 85 amino acids. The transcript is spliced from 4 exons. The record is from RefSeq and is a predicted model, not a curated record.